AUGGCUGCCUGGCUUCAGGUCGCGAGCGUGGAAACACCAGACUCUUCCGUCUGCGUGAUCGUCGGCACGGUUCAUUCUAGGUUUCUGUUCAACGUGGGGGAAGGGACCCAGCGUCUUUGCAUGGAACACGGCAUCCGGCUCGCUAAGGCUGAGCAUGCGUUCUUCACCAACCUCACCUCCGACACCUUGGGAGGCGUGCCUGGCAUGGUCUUAACCCUUGCCGACAUCAGGAACGGCCAAGUGCUAGCCGCGGGCCAGGCGGGGAGAGGGGGCAGCGGCGGCGAGGAAGCAGAAGACGCAAAGGAGGGAGAGACCACUUUCCCACACAGCGAGAUGAGCAUCCCCCAGAUCCCGAUCAUGCGACAACAAAGCCGUCGUCUCCCGUCAGCGGCAAGCACUGCCGAGCAACACCAUCCCCGCCCUUCCAACAAGCGUCCCAGAGAAAAACAAGGAGAAGAGGAUGGGGACGGUUCCUCUGCCGCGGUGGGCGGCGCGUGGCCGCCAGAGGAGAAAAAAGGCGAUGAGGGGGCGGGGGGCGGGGUGGGGUGCGUGUGCUACAUCUGCGACCCCCCCGCGCUGCCAGGGAAGUUCGACGUGCCCAAGGCGAAGGCGCUUAACGUUCCCCACGGUCCUUUGUUCGGGGAGUUGCAGAGGGGCAAUGACGUUACGCUUGAGGAUGGGACUGUCGUCAAACCGUUUCAGGUCCUCGGUCCGGCCAAGACCGGCGCGACGGUAGUCAUUGUCGACUGCCCAUCCCCGGACCUCCUGCCGUCCCUCGUGUCCAACCCCGCUUGGGAACGGCUGUACUACGCGGGGCCAGACAGCACCCCCACCAUCAACGGCAACGCCUCCGCCAAAGGUGGCGGCAAGGGUCGUAGACGUGGAGGCAACAACAACCCCUUCGAAAGCGCCCCGUUUUUUGUCCACGUGGCCCCCGCCGAGGUGGUCCGGUCGCCGGAGUACGGGGAGUGGGCUAGGAGGUUCGGUCCCGAGGCGAAGCAUCUCGUGACUCGGCAGCCCUUCUGCUCGCCUCACACGAGUUUUCAGGCGGCGCAUGACCAGGUGGUCAGGCUCAAUCAAGUCUGCGGGGCCGCCUUCCCGGUCCCUCGACAGUUCGUAGGGGGAGUUCCAUGGGACAGCGACGGGGACGGUGUUGGCAGAGACGGGAGCGGCAGCGAGGACACAAGAGGUGGCGGCUUUGCCAGUGAAGACGCGGGAAUAAUUCCGCCGGAGGUUAGGCGCAUCGGCCGCGAAGAGCUAGACUUCGGGGGCAAGGUGAUGGCCGCCGUUCCGCUCCUGAAGUUCGAGAUGCUGCCUGCCCCCAAGAGGCCUCAGAUGGACGCCACGGAAGCGCUGACGUGGGAUCGAUCUCGCGACAGCACUCAGGCCUCUCUACGGCGACUGGAGAGCAUCCGCUCCGGCCCGCGCUCACGCUCCCCCUCUCCCUGCCGCUCACCCUCAAGAUCACGCUCACCUUCGCGGUCACCGGGCGGCGGCGGCGACGGCGGCGGCGGCCGCAAGACGGGACAGGUACCUGCCCCGUUCCUUCUCCCGGCGGGGGCGUCCAAUUCCGAGGUGGCUUUUCUCGGCACCGGGUCUGCGCUGCCGUCCAAGUACCGGAACGUGACCGGGAUGCUGGUCCGGCUUAUGCCGACGGACCCUGCGUCUCCGGCGGGGGUGGUAGGGGUGUCGGACUCUGCCGAGGCACGGGAAGGUCUGUGUGGCGGUCAUGGUAGUGGUGGUGGUGGUGGCGGCGGCGGUGGAGCAGGGGCAGAGGGGGACAACGCGGCUGCGUUCGGAGGGGGCGGCAGCAUUCUCCUGGACGCCGGGGAAGGAUCCAUGGGCCAGCUGUGGAGAAUGUACGGGGAUAGCUCGAGCAGCAGCGGGGGGGGCGAGGGGGACGCCUGCCAUGGCCGGGGGGGCGCCGGGGAUAAUAAGGCGGGUGUGCAUCAGAUGCUGCGGAACCUCUCCGCCGUGUGGAUCUCGCAUCCGCACGCGGACCAUCAUCUGGGUCUCGUCCGAAUCCUGUCCGAGCGGAACAAGUUGUUGAGCGGAGGGGGCGGCGGCGGGGCUGCGGGAAAUGGGGGGGCGCCGGGAGGGGUGUCCGGCGGGGGGGCGCGGUUACCGAAGUUGUUGCUCAUGGCACCGGCUCCGGUGGCGGCCUGGCUCAAGGAGUACGGCGACGUCGACCCGACCGUGCGCGGCGGCUACGACUUCCUCGACGCGAGCCUCAUGCAGGCCGGGGACAACGCCCCCCGCCCGCCGCCCCACAUCGCCGCGGCCGCCGCCCGCGCGCUGGCGAGGGCCGGCGUCCUCCGGGCCACCAGCGUCCGCGUCCGCCACUGCGCGCACGCCUACGCCCUCGUCCUCACCGUGGCGUCGACCGCUGCAAAGGCGGCGGCUGCUGCGGCGAGAGCGGUGUUCUCCGCUGGCCCUUCUGUUGCGACCAACGCUGUGUUCGGCGGUCGUGGUGGGGGGGUCGCGGACAGCCGAGCAACAGCACAAGAGGGGGGUGACGGCAGCGGGGUUCCGGGGGAGGGGGCGGGUAAGGACUGGAAGCUGGUCUACAGCGGGGACUGUCGGCCGAGCGAGUCCCUGGUCAGGGAGGGGAAGGGGGCGGCGGUGCUGAUCCACGAGGCUACGUUCGAUGAGACCAAGCAGCAGGAGGCGUUCGACAAGCGGCACUGCACGAUGCAGGAGGCCAUGGCCGUGGGGCAGCGCAUGGGAGCAGAACGGGUCAUCUUGACGCACUUCAGCCAGCGGUACCCGCACAUGCCUUCCUCCCUUGCGGGGGGGCUGGGCACGAAAGUCUGCCUGGCGUUCGAUAACAUGCGAAAAACCCUGCGAAGGCUAGUGGACCGGAUCGCUGACCCUAUCCAAAACCCAAAUUCCCCGAUUGCGUGCUUUAUCCAACAUGCCUACUUUCAACGAAAGCCCCUUGUGAAGGCUGCUGGGUUGCGUUGA
Molecule: messenger RNA, 2964 nt
Organism: Ectocarpus siliculosus
Lineage: Eukaryota; Phaeophyceae; Ectocarpales; Ectocarpaceae
Source: the annotation of a GenBank genome assembly